Molecule: messenger RNA, 1450 nt
Organism: Corticium candelabrum
Lineage: Eukaryota; Metazoa; Porifera; Homoscleromorpha; Homosclerophorida; Plakinidae
Product: short-chain specific acyl-CoA dehydrogenase, mitochondrial-like
Exons: 9
Coding region: 11-1258 (415 amino acids)
Biological process (GO): butyrate catabolic process; fatty acid beta-oxidation using acyl-CoA dehydrogenase
Molecular function (GO): flavin adenine dinucleotide binding
Source: RefSeq, a predicted model, not a curated record
ACAGGCAGCAAUGACAUCCUUCUUGUGUCGUUUCUUGCAACCCGCCGGUGCUGUAUACGGUCGUAAAUGGCUAUUGCCUUCCACGUGGAAGAAUGUCGCGCGGUGUGCUUCAAUGUUUACACUGUCAGAAACGCAAGAGAUGCUGCUGAAAACAUGCAGAGACUUUGCUGACAAUGAACUAAUUCCGAUCGCUGGAGAGUUGGACGAGAAAAGGCAAUAUCCAAAAGAACAGGUAAAAAGAUUGGGUGAACUAGGCCUGAUGGCCAUCACUACAAGUGAAAAGUAUGGUGGUACUGGCCUAGGCUACCUCUCCUAUGUCAUUGCGAUGGAAGAAAUAAGUCGAGGAUGUGCAUCAACAGGCGUGAUCAUGUCUGUCAACAAUAGCCUAUUCUUGGCACCCAUCGAGAAGUUUGGAUCAGACCACCUAAAGGACAGCUUCAUACAGCCAUUUGUGAGUGGUGAACAGGUUGGUUGUUUUGCUCUUAGCGAACCAGGUAAUGGCAGCGAUGCUGGUGCAGCAACUACAACAUCACAGUCAGAUGGAGACAGUUGGGUGCUGAAUGGGACAAAGGCAUGGAUAACAAAUGGGUAUGAGUCAACGGCUGCAAUAGUAUUUGCAACUAUGGACAAAGCACAGAAACACAAAGGAUUUACUGCAUUUGUUGUUCCCAAGCCGAUUGACGGUCUUAGUCUUGGAAUGAAGGAGAAAAAGUUGGGCAUUAGAGCGUCAUCAACUUGCAAUCUCAUUCUCGAAGACUGCAGAAUUCCAAAGGGAAAUAUUGUAGGUGAAGUUGGUCAAGGAUUCAAGAUAGCCAUGAUGUCACUGGAUGCCGGUAGGAUGAGUAUUGCAGCACAGGCUAUCGGAAUUGGUCAGGCUGCAUUUGAUGUUGCUAUCAAGUAUUCUAAGGAAAGGAAAUCAUUUGAUCGGCCCAUCUCCGAGUUUCAGUUGAUCCAACAAAAGCUUUGUGACAUGGCUUGUAAACUUGAGUCUGCUCGUCUCCUUACAUGGAAGGCUGCAGCAUUAUAUGACGAAGGGGAAAAAGUCACAAAAGAGGCAGCCAUGGCAAAAUUAGUAGCAUCUGAAGCAGCUACCUUUGUAACUCAUCAGGCUAUUCAGAUUCUUGGUGGGAUGGGCUAUGUCCAGGAGAUGUCAGUUGAGCGGCACUACAGAGAUGCUCGAAUUACAGAAAUCUACGAAGGCACAAGUGAAAUUCAACGACUCGUCAUUGCAGGCCAAUUGCUAAAGGAAGUUUCAUGAACUUCUCUUGCCUCAAAACAGUGACAUGACAACAGCAAAACUCCACUGCCAAUUACACUUUAUUGUGGCCAGCAAAGUGUAUAGGUUGCUACUAUCAUUCAAUGCUAGUUUUGUCACUUUGCAAUUUUUGAACUGAAAUAAUAGGGACGGGAAAGAUACGUCACAAUCGCUGACUAUCUACCCAGAAACUCA